CAAGCCCCCAUCAGUUGCGGCCGCGCGCUCGUGCCGUUGCGCUGCGGCAAAGCCUCCCCCCACACCUCUCUCCUCCACCCGCCGCCCCCGCGGGACCGAAACCCUAGCUAGGGUUCUGCCCGCCGCCGCCGCCGCCUUCGAUCCAGACGCGGCCAGGCUUCCCGCAACACCGCCAUGGACACGGGCCGCAAGCGGACCGCACCGGAGGGCGCCAACGGCGCGGGCGGCCCCAAGCGCGCGAGAGCACUGCGGGUUGCCCCUUUGGUGCAAGUUGCCAUUUUCUCCAUAACUUCCCGGGUGGCUACCAGGCCGUUUCAAAGAUGACCAACUUGGGUGGACCGCCUGUUCCGGCUCCACCAGGAAGAAUGCCUAUGGGACCUGGUGGUCCUGAUGGGCCACCUUCACCUGCUGUGAAGACUCGCAUGUGUAACAAGUACAACACUGCCGAAGGAUGUAAAUGGGGGAGCAAGUGCCACUUUGCUCAUGGAGAGAGGGAGCUUGGAAAGCCCCUGCAGAUGGACAACCCGAUGGGACCUCCUCCAAUGGGGCCAGGGCCCAACGGGCACUUCAUGCCACCGCCAAUGCCUUUCCCAGACAUGGUUCCUCCCUCCACAUUCGGUGCUUCCGCCACAGCCAAGAUCAGCGUCGAUGCAUCCCUUGCUGGUGCCAUCAUUGGGAAGGGUGGUACCAACACAAAGCAUAUAUCCCGAGUGACUGGGGCCAAGUUAGCCAUCCGGGACAACGAGGCUGAUCCCAACCAUAAAAACAUCGAGCUCGAGGGAACAUUUGACCAGAUCAAGCACGCUAGCGCAAUGGUCACAGAGUUGAUUGUCCGCAUCAGUGGUAAGCCGCCUCCACAAGCCAAGAACAACCCAGGUAGGGGGCCUGGUUCUCAUGCCGGGGGUCCUGGAAGCAACUUCAAAACCAAAUUGUGCGAGAACUUCAACAAAGGCUCCUGCACCUUUGGAGACAGGUGCCACUUCGCCCAUGGCGAAGGUGAGCUGCGCAAACCUGCUGCUGCUUGACAGGCAUGCUUAUUGUGGCCUGUGGUGAUUAAUCUGCCUGUAUGGCUGAAUAACACCAUGACCAAGGACAGUGGCGCCAGCGCCAUGGUGAAGUGUGCUGAGCCACAUGCUGCCUGAGAGAGAGCAUUUCCCUGUGGCUCGUAUUUGAUCUUAAUGCUGUAACAAACUCUCCUCGAUGGAGAUUAAGCAAUGGCCGUUUAUUUAGGAUUUGUAGGAUUGCCGUAUUGGUCACCCUUUUAUCUAUCCUGUUUUUGGCCUGUGGUGAUUAAUCUGCCUGUAUGGCUGAAUAACACCAUGACCAAGGACAGUGGCGCCAGCGCCAUGGUGAAGUGUGCUGAGCCACAUGCUGCCUGAGAGAGAGCAUUUCCCUGUGGCUCGUAUUUGAUCUUAAUGCUGUAACAAACUCUCCUCGAUGGAGAUUAAGCAAUGGCCGUUUAUUUAGGAUUUGUAGGAUUGCCGUAUUGGUCACCCUUUUAUCUAUCCUGUUUUUGUACCGUUU
Molecule: messenger RNA, 1524 nt
Organism: Zea mays
Lineage: Eukaryota; Viridiplantae; Streptophyta; Magnoliopsida; Poales; Poaceae
Product: zinc finger C-x8-C-x5-C-x3-H type family protein
Exons: 2
Coding region: 321-1025 (234 amino acids)
Molecular function (GO): metal ion binding; mRNA binding
Source: RefSeq, a predicted model, not a curated record